This is a messenger RNA of Diuraphis noxia (Russian wheat aphid), 771 nucleotides long. RefSeq names its product ATP-dependent DNA helicase PIF6-like. NCBI's taxonomy places the organism in Eukaryota, Metazoa, Arthropoda, Insecta, Hemiptera, Aphididae. Gene Ontology annotation, biological process: DNA replication. The record is from RefSeq and is a predicted model, not a curated record. Gene Ontology annotation, cellular component: replication fork.
AUGAUGGUUUUGUUAUGUCAACAGGCGAUUUUGGCAGCCAAAAACGUUGAUGUUGACGAAAUUAACUUCCAGAUACAACAGUUGUYACYAGGCGAUCUGAUGUCUUUUAAAUCAAUCGAUACUGUUGUUGAUGAAAAUGAAAGUGUAAAUUUUCCGAUUGAAUUUUUAAAUUCAUUAGAUAUCCCUGGAAUGCCAYCACAUAAUCUUCGAUUAAAGAUUGGUUCCCCUAUUAUUCUCCUCCGUAAUUUGAAUCCACCUCAAUUAUGUAACGGUACGCGUUUGGUCAUCAAAAAGAUCACCGGAAACAUUCUUGAAGCAACCAUUUUGUCUGGGAWGUYUAAAGGAAAAGUGGUCCUGCUGCCACGUAUUCCGAUGAUACCAUCAGAUUCUACCAUACCCUUCAAAAGGCUACAGUUUCCAAUUCGUUUAGCUUUCGCCAUGUCUAUAAAUAAAUCUCAAGGUCAAACAAUGUCCAUUUGUGGUUUAGAUUUGGAAAAUCCAUGUUUUUCUCAUGGGCAACUAUAUGUUGCGUGUUCACGUGUUGGGAAACCGUCGAAUCUAUUUGUGUUAGCUAAAGACAGACUGAGCUGCUCAGUUGCUGUUAUCGAAGCCACUGCUGCCGAUAAGGAAUACCGUAAGUUCGGACGUGCUUUCGACUAUUCACCGACCAUGGACGUGCUACCGAGCGGUAACAUAUUCCGGGAACUUCAAGACAUACAUGAUACCGGUUAUUUCUCUGCACAUGUAUCACUCGAGGAUCACUGGCAACAG